Messenger RNA from Propithecus coquereli (Coquerel's sifaka), 2597 nucleotides. RefSeq names its product sialic acid acetylesterase (gene SIAE). The transcript has 10 exons. Gene Ontology annotation, molecular function: sialate O-acetylesterase activity. Bases 40 to 1593 code for a protein of 517 amino acids. Gene Ontology annotation, biological process: carbohydrate metabolic process. The record is from RefSeq and is a predicted model, not a curated record. Lineage: Eukaryota; Metazoa; Chordata; Mammalia; Primates; Indriidae.
ACUUUGCGAGUCCCGCGAAGGUGGCGGAUCCUCGCAAGGAUGGUUGCGCCGGGACCUGUCCUCGCGCUGGUUCUGCCAUUAAUCCUGUGCGCCGACAGGAGUGCAGGUAUUGGUUUUCGCUUUGCUUCAUACAUCGAUAAUUACAUGGUGCUGCAGAAGGAGCCUGCUGGGGCAGUGAUAUGGGGCUUUGGUACACCUGGCGCCACAGUGACAGUGACCCUGUGCCAAGGUCAAGAAACCAUCAUGAAGAAAGUGACCAGUGUGAAAGCACACUCUGAUACCUGGAUGGUGGUGCUAGAUCCUAUGAAGCCUGGUGGACCUUUCGAAGUGAUGGCACAACAGACUUUGGGGAGAACGAACUUCACCCUGAGAGUUCAUGAUGUCUUAUUUGGAGAUGUCUGGCUCUGUAGUGGGCAGAGUAACAUGCAGAUGACUGUUUUACAGAUAUUUAAUGCUACAAAGGAGCUGUCUAACACUGCUGCCUACCAGUCUGUCCGCAUCCUCUCCGUCUCUCUCGUUCAGGCAGAGCAAGAGCUGGAGGACCUCGUUGCGGUUGACUUGCAGUGGUCUAAGCCCACCUCAGAAAACUUAGGCCAUGGAUAUUUCAAGUAUAUGUCGGCAGUGUGCUGGCUCUUUGGGCGUUACCUGUAUGACACUCUGCAGUAUCCCAUUGGGCUGAUCUCCUCCAGCUGGGGCGGGACACCCAUUGAAGCCUGGUCAUCUGGAAGGUCACUGAAAGCCUGUGGAGUCCAUAAGCAAGGGACCAUUCCAUAUGAUUCUGUGACUGGUCCCAGUGAGCACUCUGUUCUCUGGAACGCCAUGAUCCAUCCGCUGCAUAACAUGACUCUGAAAGGGGUGGUGUGGUACCAGGGGGAGUCCAAUACAAAUUAUAACACAGACCUGUACAAUUGCACGUUCCCUGCGCUCAUCGAAGACUGGCGCCAGACCUUCCACCGCGGCUCCCAGGGGCAGACGGAGCGCUUCUUCCCAUUUGGAUUUGUGCAGUUAUCUUCAACUUUGUCUAAGGAUACCUCAGAUGAUGGAUUUCCCCAGAUCCGUUGGCAUCAAACAGCCGACUUUGGCUACGUCCCCAACCUAAAGAUGCCCAACACUUUCAUGGCCGUAGCUAUGGAUCUCUGUGACAAGGACUCGCCUUUUGGCAGCAUCCACCCUCGAGAUAAAAAGACCGUGGCUUAUCGUCUGCACCUGGGGGCCCGUGCUGUGGCUUACGGUGAGAAGAGUGUGACCUUUCAAGGACCACUUCCUGAGACGAUAGAGCUCUUGGCUGACAAGGGGUGGCUCAGCCUCUCCUAUGACCAGCAAAUCCAAGUGCAGAAGCAGGACGACAAGAUAUUUGAGAUCUCAUGUUGCAGUGACCAUCAAUGCAAGUGGCUUCCAGCUCCCAUGAACACUUUCUCCACCCAGACCCUGACUCUGUUGAUCAGUUCUUGUCAUGGCACUGUGGUUGCUCUGCGCUAUGCCUGGACCACCUGGCCUUGUGAAUAUAAGCAGUGUCCCCUAUACCACCCUGACAGUACCCUGCCAGCCCCUCCCUUCGUUGCUUUCAUCACAGACCAGGUUCCUGGACAUUAGAGAGAGGCUGCAGAUGACAGCUGCAGUAUGAUUAGAAUUUAGAUAUAAGGGUGUGUCUUUUAGAUUUUGGCAUUUAUGAGUUUAAAUGGUAACUGUUGCUUUUAAAGGAAAUUAACAGAAAACCUCAUUGAAUAGCUUCCAGCUACCACAGGGCUGUUCCUAUAUUCUGAGGCACUAGGGCUUGUAGGUAACUUGAAAUGCUUGCCUCUUGUCUCCUAGUUUGUCUAAGGGUCUGUAUUGGACUAAUUCUGCACAAAGUGUCAUUCACUUCCCUCCUGUUAUUGGGAGUGAAAUGCCUAACACUUUUGCCCCUUUGUGGGAUCUCAGGGUUGGAAGAGAUUUUAAGGGCCACAUGGAUCAGGUAGUGCUUAUGUGUUCUUUAUAAAAUCUCUGACAAGUGGUUAUUGCAUCUCUGUAUGAAGUUUCCAUUCUAAACUUUCUAACAGUUUUCCCUUAUGUGGAACUGAAAUCUUUCUCUCAUGGGGAGAGAAACUGAAACUUCACUACUGAAACUUUACUACUACAUGACAGUCUAUCAAAUAAUUGAAUAUAGGCCUAUUUGUAUUCUCUUUAAGCCAGAAAUGAUUGUUCCUUCAAUCUAAAUAUUGAUAAUGUGAAUGUUUGAACAAACCAGAACGAUGUGCAGGCAUUUUGGGAGGUGCUAAGGGAGUGCCUUAAGGAAUGAAAAGAAAGGGCCAGAUGGUAGUAGCUGAGGGAAGGCACUCAGGGACGGGUGGGGAAACACGGGCUUAGGAAAACACGAAAGUAGAGGUAACAAAGGCAAGUGGGUCAUUCAAGUUAAAUACAAAUCCCAGGCUCUGUAAAGGUAAAAGGUUUAACUGAGGAUAAUCCGGAAGGAAGAAAAAAAUGAGGCUGAAAGUAAAGCUACAUGGUAAGCAGAUAGUACAAUAACGCAGAUGCAACAAAUGGGAAAGAGGCCUUUUGUGUGUCCUGUUAAGAAGCUUAAUGUGGUUUAUUGGUUGAUUAAAAAUAGUUAAUGGCAU